Trichophyton benhamiae CBS 112371 is the source of this 1767-nucleotide messenger RNA. RefSeq lists its product as uncharacterized. NCBI's taxonomy places the organism in Eukaryota, Fungi, Ascomycota, Eurotiomycetes, Onygenales, Arthrodermataceae. The record is from RefSeq and is a predicted model, not a curated record. The transcript is spliced from 5 exons. Bases 1 to 1767 code for a protein of 588 amino acids.
AUGGGCAUCAAUUCAGAGGCGAACGGCCCUUCCUGUAGUCUACCUGCAGUCAUUGGGAAGCAAGAGACUCGACGCCUACCAGUUACGCUGCUUUCUGGGUUUUUGGGCAGUGGAAAGACUACGCUCCUCGAGCACAUUCUCAAGUCGCCGGACCAUGGCCUUAGGAUUGCAGUCAUUGUCAAUGACAUGAGCAAGCUCAAUAUUGAUGCUGCUCUCAUAACACAUCACAAAGUAUCCCAGACGAAGGAGAAACUGAUCCAGCUGCAGAAUGGCUGUAUCUGCUGCACUCUCCGUGGAGACUUACUCUCGGAACUGGCAAACUUGACCAAACAGAACGAGGUUGAAUAUGUCGUUAUCGAGAGCACAGGCAUUAGUGAACCUAUGCAGGUUGCGGAGACUUUCACUGCAGAAUUCAGCGCUGCGAUGCUUGAAGCCGAGGAUCAAAUCGCGGAUGCCGAUGAAGAUAGCAAAAAGAUUCUUGCCGAGAUCGCAGAGUUGGGAGGCCUUCACACCUUAGCAAGCCUUGAUACUACCGUGACGGUGAUCGAUGCGUUCAAUCUGUUGUCGAAUUUUGAUACCACCGAGUUCCUUUCUGAUCGCUAUGGUGCAAAGGAGAUUGUGCCAGAAGAUGAACGUACCAUCUCUGACCUCAUGGUAGAUCAGAUCGAGUUUGCCGAUGUGGUGAUCAUCAACAAGAUAGAGACGGUUAAUGAAGAUACCCGCCGUCGGAUUAAGCAGCUCGUGAACUUGUUGAAUCCUGAGGCUAAAGUCUUGGAGGCUAGCUACUCAAAAGUUGAUGUGCGAGAAAUAAUUGACACUAAAAGGUUCAAUUUUCUCAAGGCAGCCUCAGGAUCAGGGUGGCUACGAAGCCUGCACGAAAUGACAAUUAUGAAUACUGGUAACGGGCAGAGAAUGGCUCCGAAACCGGAGACCCUGGAGUACGGUAUCAACAAUUUUGUAUAUACUGCAAGGAGGCCCUUUCACCCUCGUCACCUUUUUGCUCUUCUUCAUGAUAAAUUCAUCCUUCUCCAACAUAGCGAAGGAGGAGACGAGGAUGAAGACAAUGAAGGUAACGAGAAUGACAAAAUGGAUUUGGACGAGGAGGAGGACGAUGAGGGGGAUGAAGACACAGAGAAACAGGGUGUGAGUGGGUUUGAACAACCUGAUCCUGCGGUAAUACUUGCAAACAAGCGUUCACAUGUCUUUGGGCCUGUUCUACGCUCCAAGGGAUUCUUCUGGCUCGCAACUCGUCCCCUCCAGUUUGGAGAAUGGAGCCAGGCAGGGGGUAUGUUAACGGUAAGCUGUGGUGGUCCGUGGUUUGCUGAAGUGCCCGGUGAUGCAUGGCCAGAGGAUGAAGACGUCCGCAAAUCAAUUGAAAAUGACUUCAAAGGCGAUUGGGGUGACAGAAGACAGGAGCUGGUGUUCAUCGGCGAAGGAAUCGAUACAGAGAAGAUCACUGCUCUCCUAGACAAUUGUCUGCUCGAUGACAAGGAGAUGGCUAGGUGGGAGCGUGUCAUGGGGAACAGAGAGUUGUCUAGAGAUGAGAAAGCAGAAUUACUGGGAACUAUGUGGGAAGAUGGCUGGGAAGACUGGCCUCCCUUUGAAAUCGAGGGAGAAGACGAGGAUGAGGAGGAUAUGGAGGAGACGAAGCCAAAGCAUUACAUUAGUGAUUAUUUGGGCCCUGCUAAGAAGGACGGCCAUAAGCACCAUCAUCACCACCAUCACCAUAAAAAUGGUGAGCGCAAAAAGAGUGCAAAGGCCGCCUGA